GGCUAAGGGACAAUAAUGGUGUUUAAAAAAAUUACAAGAAAAGUCAAAGCCAUUGUUUCUAAGUCUUUUAAAAAGCCCUAUAAAUCUCCUCCACCGCAAUUCGAUCAGCAGCCAGCGCCACCGCAGAAAUCCUCGACAUUUCAGCCUGAAUUCUCCGCCGUCGCCGCCGCCGCCGCCGCCGCCAUGUCGCCACCGAGAGACCAGAGGCCGAUCGCCAAGCCUUUCCUCUUCCCACACGGCCAGUCCACUGUUCUCCCCGAUCCAUCCCGUUUCUUCGCCCCUGAUCUCCUCUCAAACCCUCUGCCCACAAAUUCUUUCUUCCAGAACUUUGUUCUUAAAAAUGGCGAUCAGGCGGAAUACAUUCACCCCUAUCUCAUCAAAUCAUCCCAAUCCUCUCUCACUCUCUGUUACCCGUCUCAGUUCCGAAACCCUGCGUUCAUUUACCAGAUUUUCAACGCUGAUCUCACCAUUUCCGCAUUGGAUAACCCUAACCCUAAUGCGGCUCACGUUGUUUCCUCGUUCAGCGAUCUCAGUCUCACGCUGGAUCUCCCCUCCAGCAAUCUCAGGUUCUUUCUUGUCCGGGGCAGCCCCUUCUUGACCUGUAACGUUUACAGCAAUGUCAGUAUUUCAAUUUCAACUAUUCAUGCGAUUCUUGAAUGUUCCUCCAAUGAUUCCCAGACGAAAUACACUAUUAAGCUGAACAAUAACCAGACUUGGCUUUUGUACGCCUCUUCCCCCAUUAAUUUGACCCAUGAUCUAUCCACCAUUACUUCUACAACUUUUUGUGGUGUAAUUAGGAUUGCUCUAUUGCCAAACCCUGAUCCGAAAUGUGAAGCUGUUCUUGAUCGGUUUAGUAGCUGUUACCCCACUGCCGGCCACGCUGCCUUCACCAAACCGUUUUGUUUGGAGUAUAAGUGGGAUAAGAAUGGCUGGGGGGAUCUGCUGAUGCUUGCACAUCCUCUGCAUCUCCGCCUUCUUUCCGACUCUGAUUGCACAAUUACUGUUUUGGAGGGGUUUAAGUAUAGCAGCAUUGAUGGUGAUCUUGUAGGUGUUGUUGGGGAUUCAUGGGUUCUGAAAACUGACCCCAUUUCAGUGACAUGGCAUUCGGUUAAAGGUGCAAGUGAGGAAUCGUAUGGCGAGAUAAUUAGUGCAUUGGAUACAGAUGUUCAGGCUUUGGAUGCUGCGAAUAUACAGACUGCAUCGUCUUAUUUUUAUGGUAAGUUGGUAGCAAGAGCAGCGAGGCUAGCGUUGAUAGCUGAGGAGGUGUGUCAUCUUGAUGUUAUUCCCACGAUUCGGAGGUUCUUGAAGGAUGCAAUUCAGCCCUGGUUGGAUGGGACUUUUGGAGCUAAUGGUUUCUUGUAUGAUUCGAGAUGGGGUGGACUUGUGACGAAACAAGGGUUAACUGAUACUGGUGCUGAUUUUGGGUUUGGGAUCUUUAAUGAUCACCAUUAUCACGUGGGCUACUUUGUUUACGCGAUUGCUGUGCUUUCUAAGAUUGAUUCUGCGUGGGGAAGGAAGUACAGAGGCCAGGCGUACUCUCUUGUGGCAGAUUUUAUGAACUUGAGCAGGCAAAAGAGUUCAAAUUACACCCGGUUGAGGUGUUUUGACCUAUGGAAACUGCAUUCUUGGGCGGGAGGAUUGACUGAAUUUGCAGAUGGGCGAAACCAGGAGAGCACGAGCGAGGCAGUGAACGCUUACUAUUCUGCAGCUUUGAUGGGGUUGGCUUAUGGGGACACCCAUCUUGCAGCCAUUGGAUCCACCCUUUCUGCACUGGAAAUUCAAUCUGCACAAACGUGGUGGCAAGUGAGAGAGGAUAGCAAUUUGUAUGCAGAAGAGUUCACCAGGGAGAAUCGCGUGGUGGGGGUUCUGUGGGCUAACAAACGAGACAGCGGCCUCUGGUUCGCUCCUGCUGAAUGGAGAGAGUGCCGGCUGGGAAUACAACUCUUGCCUAUACUCCCAAUCAGCGAAGCUCUAUUCUCUGACGUUCAAUUUGUGAAACAACUGGUGCUAUGGGCUCUGCCGGCUCUCGCGAGAGAAGGGGUCGGGGAAGGGUGGAAAGGGUUCGUGUACGCACUGCAAGGAGUUUAUGACAAAGCGGGCGCUUUGGAGAAGGUAAGGAGGUUAAGUGGGCAUGACGACGGGAACUCACUGACAAAUCUUCUUUGGUGGAUUCACAGUAGAGAGGAUGAUGUUGAGGAAUAUGAUAGAGGUGGUAAGUUAUGCUGGUUUCAUCACUACUGUCAUUGAGUGCUGCAACUCAUUAUAUUUAGAAACCAGUCUGUUUGGUUAUCUGAUACCACUUGUUAUUGCCUUUUGAUUUCCAUUGAAUUUCUCCAUGAAUACAGUUUAAGAGACUCUGUAUGUUCUUACAAA
Molecule: messenger RNA, 2373 nt
Organism: Ipomoea nil (Japanese morning glory)
Lineage: Eukaryota; Viridiplantae; Streptophyta; Magnoliopsida; Solanales; Convolvulaceae
Product: probable endo-1,3(4)-beta-glucanase ARB_01444
Exons: 1
Coding region: 16-2247 (743 amino acids)
Molecular function (GO): endo-1,3(4)-beta-glucanase activity
Source: RefSeq, a predicted model, not a curated record